Molecule: messenger RNA, 1820 nt
Organism: Poecilia latipinna (sailfin molly)
Lineage: Eukaryota; Metazoa; Chordata; Actinopteri; Cyprinodontiformes; Poeciliidae
Product: glutamate receptor 1-like
Exons: 3
Coding region: 237-482 (81 amino acids)
Source: RefSeq, a predicted model, not a curated record
GAUGGUAGAGAAAGAGAGGAGGUGAGGAUACACAUUAAGCAGUAAGAGACUCAGAGCCGAAGCUGCAGCAGAGCGCUGCGCUCCAACUGUAUGGAUGUUAAUAACACAGAGAAAUAAAAGCGGUUGGAGCGGAAAGCGCGUGUGGCUGUGCUGCGGUGGAUCCCUGCCGGCCACGGCGUGAAUGGGAUUACGCAGGUUGCUCCGGGUCCCCUGUCGGUGCUGCUGCUGGAGGAAACAUGGGUCUGCAGAGUUUUCCGGUCCCCCCGCUGCUGCUGCUGCUGCUGCUGCCUGGAAUUUGCAACGGCACAAGUUUCCCAAGUAACAUAAACAUAGGAGGCCUUUUCCCCACUGGGUCCCAUGAAUACGAGGUGUUUCGUUUCGCCCUGGCGCAACAUCAGGAUGUCCCCAAACUGGUGCCACAGGUGGACAUGGUGGACAUUGGGAGCAGUUUUGCCAUGACCUAUGCUUUGAUGAAGCUUUGAAAAGAGGCAACUUUUCGCCAACUGAAGUUAAUGAAGUCAGCAACAAUACCUGAUGCGCAAACACUCCCCUCUGUUGGAGAAUAAUCCCACAGCAGUGGUUCAGCUGCACUAGACCUGCUCCGAAGCCUCUUGUCCUUAAUUCUUCAAACUGCCGCCAUGAGCCCUCAGAUAGUGUCCUGGUCAGACAUGAUACUCUGAUGGAAAUUUUUCUGUUAUUGAUUGAUUUAGUGGCCUUCAAGAUGUUCUCUGUGCGUAAAAUUCAACCUGUCUGCAGCACUAAGUGGUCAAGUGUGUGUAAUCUGUUAAAGUGACGGAUGGGUGUCAUAUUUUGACCAUUUAAUAAACCAAAACAGAAAAUAUUUGGUUAAUGCGCUGACCUGUUGGUGUUUUUCUAUUUGGGUAGAUUGCAACAUUUUGUGCAAUACAAAUACCUGAAGCUUCACCCCUGCUCCCUCUAGCUCAGAUUAUGGAGAAUUACAACAGAUAAAUCAUGAUAAACAGUGUUUUCCUCAUAAAAGUAAUAGAGUAGUAGAGAGUAGCAAACUUGAAUUUGUUGUUUAGUGCUGCUGUUAACUGAUUAGGAUGAAGAUCAUGAGGUUUGCACUGAAGGUAGAACAGCGUAGAAAAGCAGGCAGAGGAAAAACCUAAGCCUUAAUGAAUCUGUUGCUGCAAUAAUAAACAGCAUACUGGCAAAGCAGCUAAAUGAAGUCAGCCUCUUUGGCAGAGUAACACAACAUGGCAUUCAUGCUUGUAAAUCAGGCAGAACUGAAUGGAGGUGGACUGAAUAGGAGGGAAAUGAAUAGAAUCAGCAAAGGCAGGCAGAGAUGGAGAGGGAAAGUGACACGUUAGCAGAGCCUGUCACACAGUUUUCAAUGGAGCUUUAACCCAAGUGUGACCUUGUGCUGACACAGACUCACUUUUGUUGAUGCUGCUCCAUAAACCUCUUUUCUGCUGCAAAUUAAGAGCCCACCAUGGAACAUUUUGUGAAAAAAUAAGGAGCUUGCCUUAUUUUUCAGCUUUGGUUUGAUUGAUUUUGGCUGAGUGGUUGGAAAUUCAUCAGCCAGCUGAGAGGAAAAUAAUGACAUGUCCUUUGAGUACAGAGUUCUUUGUCACUCUGACUAAAGUAAUUUCUCAGAAAGUUGAGUUGUUCUGAUACGUUCACCUGGAGUAAUGUCACACUGAGUUUCACACAUGCAAACUAGGAAUGUCAGUUGUAUUUAAGCUGGGAUAUAGAGUACAUGCCUCAUUAUAAAUGACAUGUUUAUUUGUAGGUGUUAAUUUUAGUGGCAAUUUAAGAUGGUGUGAAUCUAUAAUCUAUACUCAUCUUUAUAAAAAAAC